AUGUCGGACCUUUCAAUCCUUCGUCCCGACGGGCUAGCCCACGUCGUCUUCAGAACGGCCAACAUCAAAACCAUGGUGAAAUUCUGGGCCACAUUCCUGGGCGCGGAGCGAGUGUUCGAAAACGACUUCAUUGCCUUUCUCCGCUAUGACAAGGAACAUCACCGCAUCGCUAUCAUCAAUGACGAGAGCACGGGCCCUCACUCCACCACCGCCGCGGGAAUGCAUCAUGUGUCCUUUACCUACGUGACACUUCGGGCUCUCCUCAAGGCCUGGAAGUUGAGAGGGGAGUUUGAUAUUAAGCCGACCUGGUGUGUCAACCAUGGCCCUACAACUAGUAUCUAUUACAAAGACCCCGAUGGAAACUCGAUCGAGACUCAGGUGGAUAACUUCAACACGGUCGAGGAGGCGAAUGCGUUCAUGACUUCAAAAUUCUUCCAGGAGAAUCCUAUUGGGACAGAUAUUGAUGCGUACGAGCUCCUUCGUCAACUGGAAGCCGGUGUGGAUGAGAAGACCUUGAAAGUACGGGUUGAGAUUGGUGUUCGACGGGAUAUUCCUGCUGCAGUUUGA
Penicillium verhagenii is the source of this 567-nucleotide messenger RNA. RefSeq names its product Glyoxalase/Bleomycin resistance protein/Dihydroxybiphenyl dioxygenase. Bases 1 to 567 code for a protein of 188 amino acids. NCBI's taxonomy places the organism in Eukaryota, Fungi, Ascomycota, Eurotiomycetes, Eurotiales, Aspergillaceae. The record is from RefSeq and is a predicted model, not a curated record. The transcript has a single exon.